AUGUACUGUUUGUGGAAAUGCGCCCUGAACCCAUUGCUGUCCGUGGCGUUGGUGCUGGCUGUGUGUCUGUGCCUGUACUUUUCCAGCCUUGAGACAAUACUAGUUGUGUGCUUUACACUCGGGCUUUGCUACUACGGUGUGAACCCGCGCGCACAGACGAACUCCAAACUCUGGCGGCGCCUGGCGCAAGGCCGCUCACAGGCCGUGCGACUCGCCGAAACAGGACUCAUCGCCGGCACACAGCCAGUGGUAAUAGUCUCCUUCACGGAGUGCCAUACCAGCUGGUUCGACCACGCCCUGCUGUACGCGCAGUCUGACUUUAGGCGCUUCGGUGCCUGGGCGUGUUUUUGUCUCGUGCACCCCCUCACAUCGUCGUUUCGCUUGCCUCUGACACGCCUGGCGCUGUGGAAGAUGGGUGGUGUACUGGAGUACCGCCGAGGUGUGCUGAUAGACAUGAUGACCCGCAGGAACCUCGGCGUUGCUGUCAUUCUCCACGGCUCACUACGAGACUGCGACGCUGGUCGCAGUACUGUGCGGCUGCAGAACAAAGGGAUGUUCGGCGCCUUUCUGCGCGCCAAUGCUUUGAUCAUCCCCGCCAUCUCGACGAGCGAUGGCCGCGUGAUAUUUGGCUCGGCACUUUCCCCUCCCUGCAGCGGCGAGGUCCCGACACCAGUGGAGGUGCGGAACGCUGUGCGGCAGUUCUCUGAGGAGCUGCAGAGGCUGCACGUGAAGGUAUUCGGGUCGACGCUAGUCGUGGAUGACUAG
This is a messenger RNA of Trypanosoma grayi, 765 nucleotides long. RefSeq lists its product as hypothetical. The coding region runs from base 1 to 765 and encodes 254 amino acids. The transcript has a single exon. The record is from RefSeq and is a predicted model, not a curated record. NCBI's taxonomy places the organism in Eukaryota, Euglenozoa, Kinetoplastea, Trypanosomatida, Trypanosomatidae.